AUGACCGGCCGACUCUCUGGACGAACAUGUCUCAUCACAGGCUCCUCUUCAGGGCUCGGGCGUGCGAUUGCACUAAGAUUUGCAAGUGAAGGCGCCAAUAUUAUCUGUUCUGACCUAUCUCCUACCGCGAGAGCGCUUCUACCCGGAGAGGACGCUCAUCCCACGCACGAGCUUGUCCAAAGGCACGGCGGAAACGCGACAUUUAUCAAAUGUGACAUCUCGGAACCUGAGGAUGUCAAGGCAGCGGUGGUGACAGCAGUCAAGGAAUUUGGCCGACUUGAUGUCUUGGUGAACAAUGCAGGGAUAUCUUUUGAGGCUCGCCGAGGGUUCCGCCAAAUGCACGAAACUGACCUGCACGAGUUUGACGAAACCCUUCGCGUCAAUGUGAGAGGUGUGUUCCUGGGAUGUAAAUAUGCCGUGGAGCAGAUGUUGAAGCAACCGCCUAAAUUCGGGUCCGAUCGUGGAUGGAUCAUCAACAUCGCGAGUGUUUUGAGCUUUGGUGGAAUGCCUGGGUCGAUCAGCUACGUCGCCAGCAAAGGAGCAGUCAUGCAAAUGACAAAAACGAUUGCUCUGGAAUAUGCCGCCAAGGGUAUUCAUUGCAAUGCCAUCUGUCCGGGAUUCACCAUGACAACCCUUCUGGGUCCGCUCUUGGAAGAAGGUGGGAAGAGUCAGCUGGAAGAGAUCUCUGCUAAGCACCCCUUAGGCGGGAUUGGGAAGCCUGAAGACAUUGCAAAAGCAGCCGUGUUUCUUGCCAGUGACGAUGCUGCAUGGGUGACAGGGAUCCCGCUUCCCGUCGAUGGUGGAUAUCUCGCCAGAUGA
Messenger RNA from Fonsecaea multimorphosa CBS 102226, 819 nucleotides. RefSeq lists its product as uncharacterized. Lineage: Eukaryota; Fungi; Ascomycota; Eurotiomycetes; Chaetothyriales; Herpotrichiellaceae. The transcript is spliced from 5 exons. Gene Ontology annotation, molecular function: oxidoreductase activity, acting on the CH-OH group of donors, NAD or NADP as acceptor. The coding region runs from base 1 to 819 and encodes 272 amino acids. The record is from RefSeq and is a predicted model, not a curated record.